UGUACAAGUCGUUCUUGCUCCCAAUCUCGCUCACUUAAAGGUCUCGCCACGCGCUCUCUCCUGACUCAGUGACUUCAAAAGAAUUCCUCAAAAUCACUUCAAAAUUUCUCAAAUUUAGCAACGAAACAGCCAAAGUUAAUUACUUGCUUAAAGAUUCGAUCCCUUUUGAUCUCUCAAUUCUCUCCUGAAUUCUAGGGCUUAUCCUUUAUAUUCACCUUCAUAGAUCUCUCACUUCAUUUGUCCGUCAUUCCAGCUCAGCGAUGAGUGUCAGCUCUUUGAUUGCUGACUUCGAGUGAGAGUUUUUGUUAUUUUGUUUUGUGGUAAUGGCUGCCUUGCAGAGACCAGGGCAACAAUGUACUGGUAACUAUGGAGCUUCUUGUAAUGGAGCUGACGUGGCGGUGCCGGAAAAGUUUCCUACUGGUUUACGGGUUCUUGUUGUGGAUGAUGACCACGCUUGUUUGAAAAUUGUUGAGCAUAUGCUUCGCCGGUGUCUUUAUCAGGUUACAACAUGUUCCCAGGCAACUGUUGCGUUGAACACUUUAAGGCAGAGUAAAGGCUGUUUUGAUGUAGUGCUAAGCGAUGUUCACAUGCCCGACAUGGAUGGCUAUAAACUCCUUGAACAUAUUGGACUUGAAAUGGACCUUCCUGUUAUCAUGAUGUCUGCUGAUGGAAGAGUAUCUGCUGUUAUGAAAGGAAUCAGACAUGGGGCUUGUGAUUACUUGAUUAAGCCUAUACGUGAGGAAGAGCUUAAAAAUUUAUGGCAGCAUGUUGUCCGGAAAAGGUUGAAUGAAAAUAAAGACAUUGAACAUUCAGGAGGCAGCAUUGAUGAGAAUGAUCACCGGAAAAGAGCAGGUGAUGAAGUUGAAUACGCUUCUUCUGUUGAUGAAGGAACAGAAGGAACAUUGAAAGCUCAGAAGAAGAGAAGCACUGCUAAAGAAGAAGAUGACAGUGAACUAGAAAAUGAUGAUCCUUCCACAGCAAAGAAACCUCGUGUAGUGUGGUCAGUGGAAUUACAUCAGCAAUUUGUCAGUGCAGUAAAUCAGCUUGGGAUUGAUAAGGCUGUACCAAAGAGAAUUCUUGAAUUGAUGAAUGUGCCUGGCUUAACUAGAGAAAAUGUUGCGAGUCAUUUACAGAAAUUCAGACUAUAUUUGAAGAGAUUAAGUGGAGUGGCUCAACAAGGAGGGAUUUCUAGUGCUUUCUGUGGGCCUGUAGAACUGAAUGUGAAACUUGGUUCGCUUGGACGAUUUGACAUCCAACCUUUGGCUGCCUCUGGACAAAUUCCUCCAAAAACAUUAGCAGCCCUGCAUGCUGAACUUUUAGGUUGCCCAACUGGUAACUUAGUUACAGCAAUGGACCAGCCAGGUCUUCUACAAGCAUCUCUACAAGGAUCCAAGUGUAUUUCAGCCGAACAUGGCAUGAAUUUUUGUCAGCCAUUAAUAAAAUGCCAACCCAACAUUUCUAAAAAUUUCCCUCAAUCCAUGAUCACUGUUGAUGAUGUAGCUACUGGGUUUGGAGUGUGGACUCCUAAUGAUCUUGGUGCAGGUACUGUAACUUCUGGUAGCACUCUUGGUGGAUUGAAUCCCCAAAACAGUAACAUGCUAAUUGAUAUACUGCACCAGCAGCAGCAACGUCAACAGCAUCAUUCUACACUAUCUGAACCCAGCCGUUCAAUUAAUGUGCAGCCUUCUUGUCUUGUGGUCCCAUCUUGUUCAUCAGCCAGUUUUCAGGCAGGAAAUAGUCCUGCUUCUGUCAAUCAGAGUUGCAGCUAUAAUAGAAGUGCUCAUAUUGAUUAUAGUCUUCUGUCAAGUCCGAAUAACUCAGUUAAUAUUGGGCAAAUCUCUGACUCUGAUUUAAAAACUACAGGUGUUCUUAGUGGUUACUCGGCUCCAGGUUCCAUUUCUCCUUCUGCAUCGUCUUGCUCAGUAAAUGCUGAUAAUGGUACAAACCAGCAAGUUCAUAAUUCAUUUGCCUUUAGAGCUUUCAGACAAGUGCCAGGGCUUGUUCCUAAUGUUGCAGAUAUCCGAACUUCUUACGGUACUAAAUCAGGUGAAGUUCUUGAUCAAGAACCAUUAAGAAAUCUAGGAUUCAUUGGUAAAGCUACAUGCAUACCAAGUCGCCUGGCAAUUGAUGAACUUGAAUCACCUAUCAACUACUUAAACCAUGGAAAACUCAAUUGGGAUAACAAUUGUAACAGAGUGAAGGAGGAGCCAAAUUUGGAAUUUGGGGAUAAUGCGAAAAUGGGUGUCCCAUUGUUACCCCCAAAUGAUCUCAUGAGUGUUUUCUCAGAUUAGGUUGUGAUGUAUGGGCAUAUGUAAAAUCGAGGAAGACGAAAGCUUCAAGUGUAUUAUUUAUUUAAGGUAGAUAUAAUUCCAGGUAUGUGCACCAAACUCAGGUGCAGUUGUAGUGGGAAUAUAGCCUCUCACUCUCUGUGUGAGAUGGGUAAGUAGCUUGUAUGUUUCAUCAAGUGCUGGGAAUGGUUCUGUUUCUAUUUCUACAGACCAUCCACUGAAGUCUGAGUAGUGUAGUAUUACUAUUACUAUCUACUUUGCAAUGCUCAUUUAGUUUUCCAUCUCUCCAA
Molecule: messenger RNA, 2578 nt
Organism: Mangifera indica (mango)
Lineage: Eukaryota; Viridiplantae; Streptophyta; Magnoliopsida; Sapindales; Anacardiaceae
Product: two-component response regulator ORR21-like
Exons: 6
Coding region: 324-2291 (655 amino acids)
Biological process (GO): phosphorelay signal transduction system; cytokinin-activated signaling pathway
Molecular function (GO): DNA binding
Source: RefSeq, a predicted model, not a curated record